Molecule: messenger RNA, 1907 nt
Organism: Lontra canadensis (Northern American river otter)
Lineage: Eukaryota; Metazoa; Chordata; Mammalia; Carnivora; Mustelidae
Gene: NPEPL1
Product: aminopeptidase like 1
Exons: 12
Coding region: 55-1626 (523 amino acids)
Biological process (GO): proteolysis
Cellular component (GO): cytoplasm
Molecular function (GO): metalloaminopeptidase activity; manganese ion binding
Source: RefSeq, a predicted model, not a curated record
GCGGAGCGGGGCGGCGGCAGGGCGGUGGGGGGUGGGGGGGCGGGCCGGCGGAAGAUGGCGAACGUGGGGCUGCAGUUCCAGGCCAGCGCCGGGGACGCGGACCCGCAGAGCCGGCCGCUGCUGGUGCUCGGGCAGCUGCACCACCUGCACCGCGUGCCCUGGAGCUACGUCCGCGGGAAGCUGCAGCCCCGGGUCACCGAGGAGCUCUGGCAGGCUGCUCUAAGCACGCUCAACCCCAACCCCACGGACAGCUGUCCCCUGUACCUGAACUGUGCCACCGUGGCCGCUCUGCCCUCCAGGGUCAGCCGGCACAACAGCCCCUCCGCCGCCCACUUUGUCACCCGACUGGUGCGCACCUGUCUGCCACCUGGAACCCAGCGGUGCAUUCUGAUGGUCUGCGAGCGGUCCGAUGCCUUCGCCUCUGCCUGCGCCCUGGCCCGGGCCUUCCCGCUCUUCACGCACCGCUCCGGGGCUGCGCGGCGCACAGAGAAGAAGACGGUGACGGUGGAGUUUUUCCUGGUGGGACAGGACAAUGGGCCUGUGGAGGUGUCCACUUUGCAAUGCUUAGCAAAUGCCACAGAAGGGGUGCGGCUGGCUGCCCGUAUUGUGGACACUCCCUGCAAUGAGAUGAACACGGACACCUUCCUCGAGGAGAUUAAGAAAGUUGGGAAAGAUCUGGGCAUCACCCCGACGGUCAUCCGAGAUGAGCAGCUGAAGGCGAGAGGAUUUGGAGGAAUCUAUGGUGUUGGCAAAGCUGCUGUCCACCCCCCUGCGCUGGCCGUCCUCAGCCACACCCCAGAAGGAGCCACGCAGACCAUUGCCUGGGUGGGCAAAGGGAUCGUCUAUGACACCGGGGGUCUCAGCAUCAAAGGGAAGACCACCAUGCCUGGGAUGAAGAGGGACUGCGGAGGUGCCGCGGCCAUCCUGGGGGCCUUCAGAGCUGCCAUCAAGCAGGGUUUCAAAGACAACCUCCACGCUGUGUUCUGCUUGGCUGAGAACUCUGUGGGUCCCAACGCUACGAGGCCAGACGACAUCCACCUGCUGUACUCAGGAAAGACUGUGGAGAUCAACAACACUGACGCGGAGGGCAGGCUGGUGCUGGCGGAUGGCGUGUCCUAUGCCUCCAAGGACCUGGGUGCGGACAUCAUCCUGGACAUGGCCACACUGACCGGAGCUCAGGGCAUCGCCACUGGCAAGUACCACGCCGCAGUGCUCACCAACAGCGCCGAGUGGGAGGCAGCCUGCGUGAAGGCCGGGAGGAGGUGCGGGGACCUGGUGCACCCCCUGGUCUACUGCCCCGAGCUGCACUUUAGCGAGUUCACCUCGGCCGUGGCCGACAUGAAGAACUCCGUGGCGGACCGGGACAACAGCCCCAGCUCCUGCGCCGGCCUUUUCAUCGCUUCACACAUCGGCUUUGACUGGCCUGGGGUCUGGGUCCACCUGGACAUCGCCGCCCCGGUGCACGCCGGGGAGCGCGCCACGGGCUUCGGUGUGGCGCUCCUGCUGGCGCUGUUCGGCCGGGCCUCCGAGGACCCCUUGCUGAACCUGGUGUCCCCACUCGGCUGCGAGGUGGAUGCCCAGGAGGGGGAUGUGGAGAGGGACUCCAAGAGGCGCAGGCUCGUGUGAGGCCGGCCCCUCCCUGGCCCCCUGGCACCAGGCUCUUUACCUCACUUUGCACUGAUGAAUUUUAAGCAGUUGGCAGAGGACACCUGAGAUAGGCUUUGGUUUGUUUUUCUUUUUAGUUGUCACGGUGAUAGAAGCAGCUCCUACUUCUGUCCUAGAAGACAGCUUAGGGUCUGGAGGGUUGCAGGGGGUGGGUUGGGGUGAAGCCCUGGGGCUUGCUGCCCUUCCAGUGACCUCCCAGCUUCCCUGCCGGCUUCCGAAGACCCUCCUCCCCCCACAUCCCC